AGCCAGAUUGAUAAGUUGCCAGCACAAAGAAAGCGGCGACUUCCGCCGGAGGUAUCCAAAAAUACACCACGAUACGAUGCAGAAACCGCCCAAUUUCGAAAAACCUCCGCAGUGUGGUGGCUACUCUGCGAGCACGUGGUCGCAAUGUUGAAAUCGUUGUUUCCUUGGAAACACAACAAAACAAAACGGGCUAUGGCAGUACAACAAACGAUGGAGGAAGAGCUCAUCCUUCAAGAGCAAAACCUUGUCCCGUGCCACGUGUGUGGCCGGACGUUCCUUCCCAAUCCCCUCAAAAAGCACGAGAAGGUCUGCGAGAAAAACGCCCUAAAAAAACGCAAACCUUUCGACUCCCUGAAACAAAGGGUUGAGGGAACGGAACUCGCGGCAUUUCAUCAGAAGAGUUACUUGAAAAAAACCGUCGAGCCUCAAGAACAAAAGAGAUCGAGGUCAAGCAAGUGGAAAGAGAAACAUCUCGAGUUGGUGACUGCUAUAAGGGCGGCCAAAGGUAUACCAAAUGAAAUGCAGUCCAGGUCACCGAAAGCAAAAAAUACAACCCUUACGGAACGGUGUCCCUCUUGCGACCGCCAUUUCGGACCUAAAGCUUAUGACAGACACGUGGAAUGGUGCACAGAGCGAAAAGCUCGUAUCCAACAGUCGCCUGCCAGCGUGCAGAAAGCCAAAGAGAUGCUGGAGGCCAGAAUUAAGUAUAGGGUUCCGCCAUUGAAUAAAUCGAAACGCGCCCGAGUUAGGGAGAAGUACUCUACAACUCCUAAUGAUUCGGAGACGGCCAGCGUGAAAAGCGUCGGCUCCAACUUAUCGUUGUUGUCGACCUCGUUUUCGAGGGGGCCCAGUGUACGCAAACCCAAAUCGUUGGUUAACGUGAGCAAGGUUAACGAUCAGAAAAAUGUGGAAAAAUUGGAUUUGGAGAGGGGCAGCGGAGAUAAAGUCAAACAAGAACACGUGAAAUGCGUAUUACCGGAUAUCGGAACUCCGGGGACCAAAACGGAACUCGCAAACAGCGCAUUUGCAAAUGGCGCAUUUAUCAAAGGAAACUUAACUGGUAAAAAAAUAAGCUCUGUAAUUGUCAAUGAUCAAAUAUGUGAUAUGAUUAUGUCUCCGAAAAUGGUCACCUGGAAGGAUACCACACAGAACAAUUCCGAAGAAUUUGUUCCUCAGACCAAAAGAACUUACUUUCAGAUGCACAAGAGAAAAACCGUCUAUUUGUCGUCAAACAGCGUUAAGUCCGUACAAAAUAUCGCUAAAGAUGUUGUAGAAUGUGCCAUUGAUAACUCCAAGCCACAGGUGGAGAAAAUAUUAUCGUCCAGCGAUAUACUUCACAAAUCCAAAAUCCCCACCAACUGGGCGUUCAAAAAGGUCACGGAAGUACUGAGGAAAUACAAAAAAAGAACCCCGAAGCUCAAGGAUGUUAAUUCUAAAGAUACGAAAAAUAAGGAACACUGUAGUUUUACCGAUAUACCAGAGUCAAAAGAAGUUCGGGUGCGAUCUGUUGAACCCAUCGAAAAAGUUAGUGAUAUUUCAUUUGUUGGAAGAAAUUCUGAAAGCAUUUCUACGGACAAUCGAGAAUUUGAAUCGGUAUAUCGACAAAUUUUAGACGUACGUCUAGAUCUUGCCGAGGUUACCGGGUGUCGAAAGGGGGUUGAGUUUCUAAAUGCAGAUACUGAGGUUUUUAUACCAAACCAUUCUUCAGAUGUCGACAUGGCAAAAGAAAUAAGAAUUGGUAGAGCGGAGGAAAUGCAUUCGAAAGAAAAAGCUUCCUUUGGUGAUGGAGUUUCAGAUAUAUCAGGACUUAAAGAAGUUAUGUCUUGUUCUUCCGGGGAUAAUAGGGUCUCACCAAAUUCCAGGGCACAAAUAAACAAUACUGAAGCAAAUGAACUAUUAGCAUUAGAAGGCUCAUGGAAGGCUUCAGGAAAAAGACAAAAUAACAUGUUGUUACCCUUAAAUCCCUUAAACAGCGUGAACUCCUUGACCGAUGAGACUUCUGAGACUUCAGAUAAAGCUAAAAUGCAAAAUAUCAUGUGGCAACCCUUAAAUCCCUUAAAUAUAGACAAAAGGCAAAAUAACGCGUGGAAACCCUUAAACAGCGUUAAAUCUUUCACCGGUGAGGGUCGUGAGACUUCAGAUAAAGAUGAAAGGCAACAUAACAUAUGGACAGCCCUAAAUCCCUUGAAUAGUGAGAGUUCUGAGACUUACCCGUUCCGAUGUCUGUUUGAAAAAACCCUGAACGUUUCCAACAAACGGUCCUGUUCCGACGUAGCUCUAAACAAGAGCAGCAAGAAUUCGCUGGUCUCGAUUUACUUAAAUAAAAGGGAUGGCGACUCGGAGAGCAUCGAAAACGUUACCGCUAGCGGGUCGCUUCCGAAUUUGAGUUUAGAAUAUUACAACAUUGAAAAAUUCAGAGAACAUAGAGUACAAAAAGUCAAAACGGCAGCCCAUACGGCGAGCGACGGUGGUGAAAACUACAGCGUUCCUAAAAAGAAAAUGAGGUUAUGUUCGAGUAGCACAAGUUUGACCCUGUCGUUUAGGAACGAAAGCGCGAUGUCAAAAUGUUCGGCGACUUCAGCUGUUUCCCCGAGAGUUCGCGAAUUGGUCGGGAAAAUUUUGAAGGGCAGGAGCCUCAGGUCGGACGACAACGAGGUGAUUUUGGGAAUUACCCUUAGCGAGUGCGAAAAAUUGAUCCGAAUGAGCGGCGAGCAAUUCGCUAGAGUUGCGAAAAGAUUCGCGAAAGAUCGAGUUAAGUUGCCUUUGGUCGUCGUGGACGGAGCAGAACGGUCGGUAACGAAAAGAGACGAAGGAGUUCAGGUGGAAAUCGAGUCGAAAGGGGUGGAUUUUAAGCUGCCUUUUAUCGGGAGCACGCGCAGACAUAAAGAAACUAAGGACGACAGGUGACGGUGCGGCUUUGAAUAUAUUGAAUCGGUUGAUAUUCGUUACUGCAAGCCAGGAGCAGUAACGGAGGCUAUUGGUAACCCAAGAAACACCAUGAUUGUAAAUUAUUAAUGCUCGCACUUAAACCACUUUUUAUUAUAAAGUCAAGCUUUGGCUGAGUUUGCAGGCUUGCAUCAGAACGAUGACUAUGUCUGUAAUACUUUUACUACUUACUGCUUUGCCCUCCUAGAGGAUGACUUCUUGGAAGUCUUUCUGAUGAGAUGUGGUACUGGGACCGUACCACUGGCGCAAGUUUUUUAGCCACGAUGUUCGCCGGCGCCCUGGACCACAUUUGCCGUCUAUCUUUCCCUGGAUGAAAACCUGCAGUAAUCCAAGCCUCUACUUCGUAAAGAAGGGCGUUAAAACAACGACGGAACAGAUGAACACUUAGGGAAAUAUUCAAAUGUCUAGUGGUCUGCAGGUUUAUAAAAGUCUGUAUGGACUGUUUUGCGUUCUUGACAUUGAGUUUGAGUUCUGUAACUGCAGUCAAAAGUUCUUGUACGUUUGCAAUGUUGGUGGCCAGCAAGACCAUGUCGCAAGCAUAUCGUUGUUGAUUACAGUUCCUUCAAUCACUACGAUCGACCUCGAAAAAGAAAAAGUGUAAAUAGGGGGGGAGGAGGCUGCAUAUUUGAAUCAACGGAGGUAUUAACGGCAUGUUAAUCGUCCUUACCAAGCCUGAACACCCCUGCGAAAGCUCGACUUUAUAAUAAUUUACCCGCUUCCUCUACCAUAGGGGUGGAUCCCUGUUAGCGUUCGUUGGAUAUUCAUUACAUUCGUAAUGCUGAGAUAGAAUAAAAUAGAUAUAUAGAGACUCCACUUAAGGUAAUAAUAGUCCAUUUCGUAAGUAACGUUGAUACAUAUCAAGUAGGGAUGCUCAAUACGCGCAAGCGAGAGUCGUUUGUGGUUUGACAGAUUUGACGGAUGUCAUCGUCCGAGCUAGUGUGUGGACACUGGCGUUUAAAACAAAAAUAUGCAAAGUGCAGAUUAUUGUGUCGACUUUGUUACGUUUUUUACCUACAUCUACCUACAUCUACAUCAAAAGGCUGCGGAACGCCAAAGGAUGAGUCAUCACAUUAAUGGAGAGAUAUAUCUAGUCGCAUAGCGUUCAUAAUAUCAAAUUUAUAGGUGAAAGAGAAUAAAAAAAAAUACGUUUUAACUGCUUGAUAUUAAUUUAACAUUUAAAAUUGAAUACAAAUAUGUACAAUAGGUAAAGAUAGAUUUGAUAGAAAUUGAUACAGAGGCGGUGCAUAGGUAUUUUAAAAAAUAUAUAUUUUAUUUCUUUUUAAAUGAGUCGCAGUUCUGGGCGAGGGUACGAUCAAGGUUUCAGAGUUUCUAAAAAACUUAUAUUGAGAUAUUGGCUGCAGUAUAAGCAUAUUUCCCAAGAGUACUUAAAAUAGUCUAUACUUUUUCUAUGUUGUUAUCUACUAUUAGUAUCUUUCGGGUUUAAAUUUGAAAAUCUAACUUCGGUAAUUAUUUUUUCAAGCAGAUUUAUAUCACUCGUCGUAUCAUUUCGGUGUGACGCUGAUUGACUGACAAAUAAAAAUUCUGUGACACAAAAACGCGACAUUUGAACUUAACUGUAUUUACAUAAAAAAAAAAUGUGUUUUUUUGACAAUUUUUCAGGUGCCAGCAAUUUAAAGUCUAUAAUAAACUACUUAUUUUUGCAAAUGCUUCUUCAAAAUUAGUAAAAGAUAUUUUGAGUAUAUGUUUUUUUGCGUUGUUACUGAAGGACUUUCUCUGACAACGUUCGGGCUUAGACAAAUAACUCGGACAACCAGGUAAAACUGAAAAUACUGCACCUGCAGCGGAGAUGAUAUUAGCACUGAAUAAAAAAAUAUAUAAAUAUAAAAACCACUUUUGAUCGGACGAGGUGUUUUUCACUUAAACGUUAGUACUUCUCCAGUUUUUUCGCCUCUGCUUGUGAGAAUGAGAAAAUUACCACUUAUAGCCCAUUCUUAUAUAAAAAAAAAUAGUAAUACACCAAAUGCAAGGCUUUAUAAUUUUUACAAUCACAGUGUGCAGUUUAAAUAGGUAUUAUCUCUCACACAAACGAUUAUGGAAAUAUCAUCUUAUACACACAUUAAUUCUGAGACUUGUAAUGAUGGGCGAACUAUUCACACGUUUUCGCAAGUACUGUUCCUUUAAUUUGUCACUUUUUCUGUAUCGAAUAUUUAUUAGAAAAAUUAACGUAAUGGAAACGUAUAACCUUAAAAGCGACAUCUAUCUUCCCAUUUCGUGGUGACUCACCGAUUGUUUAUAGAUUUUCGUUUCUCCGUUUUAAAUGUAGAGGUCGUUUUGCUUUUGCCUGUAUCUGUGUAUAUCAUCAAACUCAAAGAAUACACAAUUCAAUUAUGAAAUCAUUAAAAUUGCAACCUGAACUACAAAUCAAUUAGGGUCUUGAUUUGAGUUUUUAUAUGACAGAAUGGUUAGUAUGAAGGUUGGGGAGAAAUGUAUUCAGUACUUUUUCGUUUUCUCGUAUUAUUUUUGAAUUUCAAAAUGGCAAUACUAACUUCCGGAAAAUGAUUUUAAUUUGUUUAUCUUUGAGGGCUCGCUAUGUGGGACAGUGCUAAUUUCCGGCAAGAAUGUAUAUAGGAAUAAUCGUUCGCACAUGUGAUAAGCUCUUUAAGUUUGCCUGUAGGUCCUAGAGUAAAAGUAAAGGUACAAGGUAUAAAAGUAUCUUCCGUUUAAGAAAAUACGUAAUAGCUAUAUUGGUUUUAAAACUUUUUUUCCCGAAAUUUAUUUAAAUAGGCACGAUGCCGAAAACGUCAUCAUGAUAUCAUGAAAUCAUAAUAUUUUGAGAACAAAACUCACCAAAAUGCAAUGAGCUAGUCAUAAUGGUUGUUUCCAUCAUUGUAAAAUUAAAAUGCGUAUUUGAAAACGAAACUGAAAUAAAAUAACUAAUUUUAAAGUUUAUAACGGGUGCCCAAUAAUUAACAAAACGGUGGAAUAUCUCGAGAAUUACACAAUCAAGCAUGACCCUCCCCCGCUGAGAAAAUGGCUAUAGGUCGCUAAAAAUUUGUCCGAAGUUGUUCUACCUCUCAGAUCGUAAUAAAUCCACCACCAAUUCCACUUGGUGGAAAAUUAAGGACGCCCGGUCUUAUCUCGUAAAGUGAUUGCCGAAACGACUGAGGUGAAAAAACUUGUGACUAUUAAGGUGGCUACGAGAAAAAAACCGGAAAUUAUUUUUAGGUCUCUAGAAGACCGACAGGGGGUAAACGUAUUCUUGAAGUUAAAAGCUUAAAAAUAAUUUCCAACAUUUUUCUCGGUCACUUUAGACAUAAGUUUUUCACCACAAGUCUUUGCGACAAUUAUUUUUCGAAAUAGGGCCGAGUAUACUUCUUGA
Molecule: messenger RNA, 6286 nt
Organism: Cylas formicarius (sweet potato weevil)
Lineage: Eukaryota; Metazoa; Arthropoda; Insecta; Coleoptera; Brentidae
Exons: 4
Coding region: 145-2907 (920 amino acids)
Source: RefSeq, a predicted model, not a curated record